GCUUACUGAGAGUUUAUACAUGGCAACGCUGGAAUGGCAAAAAUGGAAAACAAAAUCUAGAAAGUAGAAACCAGUAAAUGCAGAGAGGAAGCAAACCAACAAAAACCAUGACAAACGUGGGGAAGGUUACUGCUCCCUGCAGCUUCUGCCUACUGGCCGCUGCAUUACCCAUUAAUCGCUUCCGCGACUGAAAACGCUUCUUCCCCUUUGACUACUUCAUCUUCUUCAAAUUCCAAGGGAAGAACCCUCCUUCCUCUUUUUCCCCCUCCCUAAUCCAUUCCGCUCACGGUUUCGCGGGCUGCCAACAGAGUGGCGGAAAAGGAAGAAGAAGAAGAAGAAGGUCAAAUUUGUUCAGCUACCAGUCUCUGUAAUUUCCCUCAUUUUCCCAAUUCACAGACGAAGUUUUCCAUUGCUGUGUUUCCCGUAGAAUUUCUCCCCUCCUCAAUUUGUCGGUUUUCCCCUGACCCCAUUUUCGGUUUCGCAUUGCUGUAAGAAAAAGUUUGCUGCUUUGCAAUUUGCAAACCUUCAUGGCCCUGAGAGCUGCGGAGUCCAUCUGGGUCGGCGGCCUGUUCAACCCUCGUCCUGAUUCACUCGGGUCGCAUGCGAGACCCGGGUUCGUUGCUGUGGGUCGUGAUUCGGGGCCGGAUAGGCUGUUUGGGAAUUGGCAAUGCUGUUUGUCGGUGGUUCGGGCUCAGAAAAGUGUCACUCCGGUCGACGAUGAGAAGCCGCUGACCCCUGAAGCGGCGAAACCUGUUGGGGUAACAACUCAUGGCGACAAGGAGAUUGUGUCCAAGGGAUUUCACAGGGACAUCAACUUUCUUCCCAAACCGUUAAGUGUAACGGAAGAUUCAUCCUCCACUUAUGAUGGCAGAAAAGUGAGGGUUGCAUAUCAGGGGAUUCCAGGUGCAUAUAGUGAAGCUGCUGCACUUAAGGCUUACCCGGGUAGUGAAACAGUACCAUGUGAUCAGUUUGAAGCUGCCUUCAAGGCAGUAGAACUCUGGUUAGUGGACAAAGCAGUCCUCCCCAUUGAGAACUCAGUUGGUGGGAGCAUCCAUCGUAAUUAUGACUUGCUCCUUCGCCAUAGGCUUCAUAUAGUAGGAGAGGUACAGCUGGAAGUUAAUCAUUGCCUCUUGGCAUUGCCCGGUGUAAGGAAGGAGGAGCUCAAACGUGUGCUUAGCCACCCCCAAGCACUCGCUCAGUGUGAGAUGACAUUGAGCAGCUUAAAUAUUAUUAGAGUCAAUGCUGAUGAUACUGCUGGUUCUGCUCAGUUUGUAGCUGCAAGUGGCCAAAGAGACACUGGCGCAGUUGCUAGUGCUCGAGCAGCUGAGAUCUAUGGUCUUGAUAUUGUAGCUGAGAAUGUUCAGGACGAUGCUGACAACAUUACUCGCUUCCUUAUACUUGCGAGAGAACCUAUCAUUGCAGGGAACGGCAAGCCAUAUAGGACGAGCAUUGUUUUCACCCUUGAAGAAGGUCCAGGUGUGCUGUUCAAAGCACUGUCCGUGUUUGCUAUGAGGGGCAUCAGCUUGACAAAGAUAGAGAGUCGGCCACAGCGAAAGCGCCCAAUGAGAGUGGUUGAUGAUUCUAACAAGGGCAGUGCCAGGUACUUUGACUACCUCUUUUACAUAGACUUCGCAGCUUCCAUGGCAGAAGAACGUGCUCAGCGUGCUCUCGGAAACCUAGAGGCGAGGGUCCUUUCUCACCACCUCUUUUGUCUCCAUGAAGAUAUAAGUCUUAUUGAACUUCCGCCAUCAGUUGUCUUUCAAACAAUAUGUUAGUUCUGGUUUUGUUUUUUGUUGUUGAUCUGUUGUUGUGCCGGCUGUUUCUGCAGGAGUUUGCUCGAUUUCUCCGAGUUCUUGGUAGCUAUCCAAUGGAUACCAUUCGAUAAGACAGCCUGCGGUGGGUUAUAUUUGAAUAGCAAGACGGAAAGGAAUGCAGUUGGCGGCGUAUGUUGUACAGACUGAUAUAGAGAAUAGGGAAGGCGCCAUCCAUGCAUUGCUGAUGGUUGCUGACUUUGCUGUAAAGGAGCUGGCGUUUUUUGCAUACCUGCUUUCUUCUUCAUUCAUAUUUCUUCUUGUUCUUGGAGGGAUUCUGUUACUCUUUGCAUUGUUUACUAGAAGGAUUGGUGGCUGGGAACGUUUUAUAGCUUUUAUAGCUUCUGGAGCAUGUGUUCCUUUUAUAGCUUCUAAGGUGAUGUUGGGGACUGAGAACGUUUGAACUUGAGUUAGAUUCCUGCAGUUUCCCUUAUUUAUCAAAGCUAUGAACUUCCAUUUUUCCUACAUGAAGACUUGAUACUUGAAAGCGGCUAAUGAAUGCUCA
Molecule: messenger RNA, 2316 nt
Organism: Linum tenue
Lineage: Eukaryota; Viridiplantae; Streptophyta; Magnoliopsida; Malpighiales; Linaceae
Source: the annotation of a GenBank genome assembly